Acanthosepion pharaonis is the source of this 897-nucleotide messenger RNA. The record is from the annotation of a GenBank genome assembly. NCBI's taxonomy places the organism in Eukaryota, Metazoa, Mollusca, Cephalopoda, Sepiida, Sepiidae.
AUGUCUAUCUAUCUAUCUUUUAUCUGUCUCAAUCUGUUUGUUUCUGAAUCUCUUUAUUUAAUUCAUUUUUAUCUAUCUAUCUAUCUAUCUAUCUAUCUAUCUAUCUUUUUCAGUUCAUAUCUCUUUAUCUAUCCUGAUCUAUCUUUCUCUAUCUGUUCUUAUAUUUUCUUCUAUUUCAUUCAUUCUAUCAUUAAGUUUAUGUCUAUCUAUCUAUCUAUUUAUCUUUUAUGUCUAUCUAUCUAUCUAUUUAUCUAUCUUUUGUUUCUCUCUUUAUUUAAUUCUUUUGUCUAUCUAUCUAUCUAUCUAUCUAUCUUCUCUAUCUAUCUAUCUAUUUUCUAUCUAUCUAUUUUUCAUUCAUAUCUCUUUAUCUAUCUAUCUUUAUAUAUCUAUCUUUCUAUCUGUUUAUUUUAUGUCUAUCUAUCUAUCUAUUUAUCUGUCUCAUCUUUUGUUUUUAAUUCAUUUUGUAUCUAUCUAUCUUUCUAUCUCUAUCUAUCUAUCUAUCUAUCUAUCUAUCUAUCUUUUUUCAGUUCAUAUCUCUUUAUCUAUCCUGAUCUUUAUAUAUCUAUCUUUUCUAUCUGUUCUUAUAUUUUCUUCUAUUUCAUUCAUAUCUAUUUAAGUUUAUCUAUCUAUCUAUCUAUUUAUCUGUUUCUUUCAUAUCUCUUUAUCUAUCUGAUCUAUAUAUCUAUCUUUCUCUAUCUGUUCUUAUAUUUUCUUCUUUUCAUUCAUCUAUCAUUAAGUUUUUCUAUCUAUCUAUCUAUUUAUCUGUCUCAAUCUGUUUUCUUUCUUUCUUUAUUUAAUUCAUUUUUUAUCUAUCUAUCUAUCUAUCUAUCUAUCUCUAUCUAUCUAUCUUCUAUCUUUUAUCUAUCUUUUCAGUUCAUAUCUCUUUAUCUAUCCUGA